UUUAAAUUGCCUCACUGUGGCGUACUCUGUUGAAAACAUAUUUUUUUUAUCAAAAUAAAAUUAUUCUUGCCGUUUAUCUUUGAAAGCUCUUUCUACCACCACUCCCCACUCUCCAUUCCCCACUCUUCCCUUAUUCCAUACUUGUAAAACAUAUAUCGUAAUGGCUCAUUCUUACAGCCCUUUCUCAGAAGGAAAGCUUUCUGAUCUGGCAGCAACCGCCCAAGAGACCAAAGUGGUUAUCUCGGAGAAGAACGAACAAUCCCUUAAAGACCUUGCCUUUGGCUCUCUUGCUGGAGUAGCAGGCAAGUUUGUGGAAUUUCCCUUUGACACUGUCAAGGUUCGCCUACAAACUCAGCCCUUAGAUCAUCCAAUUUUCAAGGGUCCAUUCGAUUGCUUCAGGCAAACAGUCAGGAACGAAGGUUUCCUCGGUCUUUAUAAUGGCCUUUCGUCUCCACUCGUUGGUGCCAUGCUUGAGAACGCUGUACUCUUUGUUGGUUACAGGCGUGCACAGGACAUGCUGCGAGAUUUGGUCGCUGUUCCUGAUACUCAUGGCUCUACCCCAGCUCCCCUCAGUAUCCCAAUGCUGUGUCUCUCAGGAGGUAUCUCUGGUGUGUUUGCCUCGAUGGUGUUAACUCCCGUCGAGCUUGUCAAGUGUAAAUUGCAGGUGCAACAGAUUGGUCACCUCUACACUAAGGACUCCAAGACUGGUCCCGUCCCCAAAGCCCUUCACAGUGGACCUCUCAGUGUCAUCAAACAAAUCUAUACCCAGCACGGCCUUCGUGGAUUUUAUUUGGGCCAUUUCCCAACAUUUUUGCGUGAGACGGGUGGUGGUGCCGCUUGGUUCGGAUCAUAUGAAGCAGUCUGUCGCUUCCUUAUCACGCGUGAACAAUUGGCUGCACCCGAGGGCAAGAUCAUAACCCAGGCAGAUCUGCAGGCGCCCCAUUUGAUGUUCGCUGGCGCGCUAGCAGGCAUGGCAUACAACUUUAUUCUAUUCCCAGCAGACUGUAUCAAGAGUCAUAUGCAGACCCAGGAUGUUCUUCGGAGUCAUCAACGAUCCGGUUCGGGAGUUGGUGGUAGUGGCGGUAGUACAGCAGCUAAUAAGGGUUUCAUCGCCACUGGCAAAGAGAUUUUCCGCUCAGAAGGAAUUCGGGGGUUGUACCGUGGCUGCGGUAUCACUGUGGCUCGAUCGGCGCCUUCUAGUGCCAUCAUUUUCAUGACCUAUGAACUGCUUUCACGUCGUUUUGCAUAAGAUCAUCAUAUAGAUUUCAUAUCCAGCAUUUUUUCAAC
This is a messenger RNA of Lobosporangium transversale, 1287 nucleotides long. Its product is annotated as mitochondrial carrier domain-containing protein. Gene Ontology annotation, molecular function: L-ornithine transmembrane transporter activity. Gene Ontology annotation, biological process: mitochondrial L-ornithine transmembrane transport. The coding region runs from base 161 to 1249 and encodes 362 amino acids. The record is from RefSeq and is a predicted model, not a curated record. The transcript has 4 exons. NCBI's taxonomy places the organism in Eukaryota, Fungi, Mortierellomycota, Mortierellomycetes, Mortierellales, Mortierellaceae.